Molecule: messenger RNA, 2717 nt
Organism: Betta splendens (Siamese fighting fish)
Lineage: Eukaryota; Metazoa; Chordata; Actinopteri; Anabantiformes; Osphronemidae
Gene: egln3
Product: egl-9 family hypoxia-inducible factor 3
Exons: 5
Coding region: 1226-1939 (237 amino acids)
Biological process (GO): peptidyl-proline hydroxylation to 4-hydroxy-L-proline; cellular response to hypoxia
Cellular component (GO): cytoplasm; nucleus
Molecular function (GO): L-ascorbic acid binding; peptidyl-proline 4-dioxygenase activity; ferrous iron binding
Source: RefSeq, a predicted model, not a curated record
AUAACAACUCCUUAAAAACUCCUAUGGUAAAAACGAGGUCGCACGGCGCCGUUGCGGCCGCACUCGGCCCGAUUUCAUGUCUGGCUGGACUCAUCGCAUACCUCACUCUUUUAUUAGACGCCGCUGUCAGGUUACGUUUGCUGCCAAGAGGUCAAAGACUGUGUAAAAUACUUUAGUUUUGCAGCAAAAAGUGGCAGAAUGUGUUGUUUUGUUGUCCUUAAUUCUGUUCAUCGCACACUGAAGAACAGAACAGAGUCAAAGAGCUGAUAUAAGUCAACAGCUUCAAUAUGUCUGUGAAUCAGAUUAAGCUCUUAAACUGAGUGUAACUGUGACUCAGACAGACGGCAUCAUCCCAGGACUCACGGCUGUGACUCUAUCGUCUCCAGGGCUCAUUUGAUUAUUAUUGUUGGUUGUGAAUAUUGUUGUUGUUGUUGUUAUUAUUUCCAUCCUGUCUCCUCUUAUCACCGCUUCUCAGUCGUUUCCUGACUCGUGCUCGUGUAAACACUUCGCGCUCGGACCGGGCGGAGGGAGCGCGAGAGCUACAUGCGGCUUGUACCGUGCUCAAUGGCGGCGGGCACGCCCAGUGCGCGUCCACGUGGAGCCGCGCCGCCGCUUCACCUUCCUUCACUUUACUGACCUGCUUUAGUUAGCGAGGAUGCGCGUGCCUGCGGAGCGUGCUCCGUGGUGGCUGAUCCCAGAUCUGUGUCUGCGGGGGGAGUACGUGACCCCCCUUCACCUCCCCCCGCUACUGAACGUCACAUUCAGCACGUCUCACACUUGCCUCGCGCAAGGCGACUUGUGUCAAGUCACCUCGACUUCCUGUAGUGGCCACCAUUUAUUCUUCAUAAUAAAGAGAGGAAAAGUAACGCAACAGGUAAUGAGGUACAGAUUCCGCGGGUUCAGCACACGCAGUGUCUGUGUUACGAUGUAAACGUGGCGGCUCCUCCGUCGGUGCCGUCUGUUUCACUCGGUUUCACCUUAUUCCUCCAUCUGGAGACAACACGCUCGUCUCACGCUCUUGUUUUGAAAGCGCCCACCGGAAACGGCUUGUGCAGCGGCUGCCGCGUGAGCAGCUGCUUGGUGAGAACAUGCGGUGAGACACGCAGCAGCGGCAGCAGCAACUCAGCGCCUGUGCUCAUAUUGAACUUCAGCGGGUCUGGGUUCAGUCGGGCCGUGUCAGGUUCGGGUGCUGGCUCAGGACUGACUUUCCUCCGGACCCGCUGACAUGCCCUGCAUCGAACACGUAUCGGACUCGGACUUGGAGCGCUUGGCUCUGGAGCGGGUCGUCCCGGCGCUGCAGCUGUACGGCUUCUCGUACGUGGACGGGUUCCUCGGGAAAGUGGUCGGGGACGCGGUGCUGGAGCAGGUGACAGACAUGCACCGGUCCGGAGCGCUGCAGGACGGACGCCUGGCCGGUUCCGUCCCGGGCGUCCACCGAAGGGACAUCCGCGGGGACAAGAUCGCCUGGGUGAGCGGCUCGGAGCGCGGCUGCGAGGCCAUCAGCUUCCUGCUCAACCUUAUCGAUAAGCUCGUGUCCAUGUGCGCCAGGCACCUCGGGAACAAGGCGAUCCGGGAGAGGUCCAAGGCCAUGGUGGCCUGUUACCCAGGAAACGGAGCAGGUUACGUCAAACACGUGGACAACCCCAACUGUGACGGACGCUGCAUCACCUGCAUCUACUACCUCAACAGGAACUGGAACGCCAAGGAGCACGGUGGCGUCCUCAGGAUUUUCCCUGAGGGGAAGUCCUACGUGGCCGACAUCAAGCCGCUGUUUGACCGUCUGGUCUUCUUCUGGUCCGACCGCAGAAACCCGCAUGAGGUGCAGCCCUCCUACGCCACCAGGUACGCCAUCACUGUGUGGUACUUUGACUCGGAGGAGCGAGCGGAGGCCAAGCAGCGGUACCUCACAGCAUCCAAACAGGAAGCAGGUCCCAGCUGAUGUUCCCGUCACCGACCAACCCUUCAGCUCUGCACAAGCUUCUGCAAAGGACAACUGGUUUCACUGCUGAUUUUGCACUGCGGAGAAUCUGUUUACCUGAAGCUGCUCGACUCUCCAGCUUCACCUGACGUGUGGAUUCACUGCUGACAAGGACACAAUCUCUCUGCUCCAGCCUGCUUCAACUACAAGUUACAAACAAGAUGAAUGAGUGUUGUGUUUAGCUCGUUUCACAUAUGUACAGUAAUAGGCUGGUCCUGCAAAAAGAGACGAGCGUUAUUCAAGUUUAUUUUAUGUGAGUAACAGACGCCGACGCUGGUUCGUGGCGGUGAGACACCUGAGAUAAGGUUCAACUUUGGACAAAGCCACUGAAAGAAAUACCUACAACCUAAGAAAUGUCUCAACUCCAUUUGUAAAAUAUUACUGAUUACAAAUACUCAAGAUUUAUGUAAAUAUUUUUAAUAAAAGUGCAAUUUUAGAACUUGGUUUGAAUAUUUCAGCAUGAUGUUACAGCAACAACAAUAACUUUAUUAGCUUAAGUUACACUGGUAUUGUUUUAACAGCACCUGAAAACAAGGUAACAUAAAUAUUUGAAUUGUCAGGGAUGUACAGACGCUUUAUAGGCUUCACUCUGAGCUGCUGGGGAUUAAUGUGGGUUUGGAACUUCAUGGAUCUUUGUGGUUAAAUGUAAUUGAUGACCUCACUACACCUAAAAAAAGAAAAACCUAAAACAUCCUCAUCAUUUACUCGCUGGCUCAAUAAACUAUAAACAAUAAAAUUA